Messenger RNA from Formica exsecta, 1793 nucleotides. It is a transcript of the gene Polr3H, whose product is annotated as DNA-directed RNA polymerase III subunit RPC8. NCBI's taxonomy places the organism in Eukaryota, Metazoa, Arthropoda, Insecta, Hymenoptera, Formicidae. The coding region runs from base 319 to 933 and encodes 204 amino acids. The record is from RefSeq and is a predicted model, not a curated record. Gene Ontology annotation, cellular component: RNA polymerase III complex. The transcript is spliced from 5 exons. Gene Ontology annotation, biological process: DNA-templated transcription; transcription initiation at RNA polymerase III promoter.
GUACACUGUGUCAUCUGUGUACUUUGCUGGAAAACGCCCACAGUGUACUACACAUUAUCACAUGAUUGGCUGUCAAAUGAAGAAAUUUAAAAUUCUGUAUUUUAUAGCCAAUCGCGUGAUAAUGUGUAGUACACUGUGUCAUCUGUGUACCUUGCUGGAAAAGGUCCUCUAUUAUAAAGCUCACUGGGUAUAUAUAUACACACGUGGUGUCACAGUUUAAACUGUUUGAUUAAUAAUCAGGACAAAAAGUACAAAAAAAUUUUUUAUCACAAUCAUAUUUGAUUGUGAUAACAUUUCAUCGUGUAAGAUAUAACAAAAAUGUUUGUGCUUGCGGAAUUAAAAGACACUGUCAGAGUAUUACCGAGCAACUUUAAAUACAAACUAAAUGAUAUUGUUGCUGACGAAUUAAACAGAAAACUCGCUAAUAAAGUUUACAAGGAUGUAGGUCUUUGCAUCGUGUUACAUGAUAUUACGAAGAUCGAAGAAUCGUAUAUUUUUCCAGGAGACGGAGCUUCCCAUACAAAAGUGACGUUUCGAUUUAUCGUGUUUCGUCCAUGGAUAGAAGAAAUAUUGAUAGGAAAAGUUCGUAGUUCUAGCUCCGAGGGUGUACAUGUUACAUUAGGAUUCUUUGAAGAUAUAAUUAUACCACCACAUAAGUUACAACAUCCAUCACAUUUUAAUCAAACACAACAAAUGUGGUUUUGGGUAUAUAAGACUGAAGAUGGAACGGAACAUAAUUUAUAUAUGGAAACAGGAGAUGCUAUACGAUUCAGGGUAGUGGAAGAGGUUUUUGCAGAGGCACCUUUACCAUCUACAGGUAAUGCUCGUGAUGUAGGCGAAGUGCCAGAAACCAAUAACGUUGCACCAUAUGUUUUACAUGGAUCAAUUGACGAACCUGGUUUGGGUUUACUUAUUUGGUGGAAAGAUGUAUAAUUUAUUUUAUACAUUAGUGAGAAUCCUAAAUAAAAUAAAAAGGUAUAAUUAUAUUAAGUACAAUAAACUCUGGUCAAUAAAUUUUUAUUUUAUAGCACAUUCCAUCGUAUUAUUCUGUAUCGUCAAUUAAUGUUGCAUCUCUGUGAAUGGUAUUUCAUAAUAUGACUUAGUUUUUCAAUAUAAUUUCACCUGUGUAUAUAUAUCUAUACUCAGUUUUGAUUGAUAACAGAAUUAUCAAGUAUAAUUUGUACAAUAUGUACAAAGGCAUUAUAUGUGCUAAACAUGUUACAACACGUAGAAAUCAUAUUUGCACACAAUUAUCAGAUUGCUUUGAGAGAUUAUCUACUUCAUUUACUAUAUCAGAACUCAAUUUAAUAGAAUAAAUCUUAGAAUUGAAUGCUAGAACUAUUAUACUCUAUAUCACUGAGAAAUACACAAUAUUUUGACAAAACUGAUCUUAAAGAUGGAUUUUAUGUUAAUGGAAAGUACUAUGCAGUGUGAUAUAUAUUGUGCAAUAAAUAUUUUCUAAAUUUAAGAUUUUUUAUUAGCAAAAUAGCUUACCUAAUUACAUUGUAAUAUAUACUUAAUUGAUAACAACACAGGAUACAACUAAUGAAAACUCUUAAAUUUAGAAAAUACUGAUUGCACAAUAUAUACUGCACUGCAUAUUUUGAAGAGUUGCAUUUUAGACAAAUUAAAAUGUAUUCUUUGGUAUGUUAUUGCUGUUGUUCUAAUAUACAACUCAAACAUGCAGCACUUGAUUAAAUUAAUAAAUAUAGCUUAUAGCUUAAUCAUAAAUUAUGAUACAUUAAUAGAGCCUACUUAUUUAAUGCAAUGUUAAUAAAGGGCAUAUAAUUACU